CACGGGCCCAAGAUGCCAGCUGUCCAGCUGCUGCUGAUGGCCUGUCUGCUGUGGGGUGGGGGGGCCAGGACAGCCCAGCUCCGCAAGGCCAACGACGGGAGUGGGCGAUGCCAGUACACCUUCACUGUGGCCAGCCCCGGUGAGUCCAGCUGCCCCGAGCAGGGCCAGGCGAUGACAGCCAUCCAGGACCUGCAGAGAGACAGCAGCACCCAGCGCGCAGACCUGGAGAGCACCAAGGCCCGGCUCAGCUCCCUGGAGGGCCUCCUCCACCGGCUGACCUUGGCUCAGGCGGCCGGGCCCUCGGAGACCCUGGAGGGGCCGCAGAGAGAGCUGGACACCCUGAUGAGGGAGCGAGAACAGCUGGAAAGUCAAAUCAGGGAGCUGGAGACAGCCUACAGCAACCUCCUCCGGGACAAGUCGGUGCUGGAGGAGGAGAAGAGGCGGCUGGGCGCAGAGAACCAGGAUCUGGCCAGGAGGCUGGAAAGCAGCAGCCAGGAGAUAGAGAGGCUCAGGAGGGGCCAGUGUCCCCCGGCCCACAGCACCUCUCAGGUGGCACCACCAGACUCCAGGGAAGUUUCUAGAUGGAAUUUGGAGAACGUGGACUUCCAGGAACUGAAGUCAGAGUUAACAGAGGUUCCUGCUUCCCGGAUCUUGAAGGAGAGCCCACCUGGCCAUCCUGGGAGUGAAGAGGGGGGCACUGGAUGCGGAGAACUUGUUUGGGUGGGAGAGCCUGUGACUCUGAGAACAGCUGAAACCAUCACGGGCAAGUACGGUGUGUGGAUGAGAGACCCCAAGCCUGCCUACCCCUAUACCCAGGAGACCACGUGGAGGAUUGACACGGUGGGCACCGGCAUCCGCCAGGUGUUUGAGUACAGCCUCCCCAGCCAGUUCGCGCAGGGCUACCCCUCCAAGGUGCACGUGCUGCCCAGGCUGCUGGAGAGCACAGGCGCCGUGGUCUACGGGGGGAGCCUCUACUUCCAGGGGGCUGAGUCCAGAACGCUGAUCAGGUACGAGCUGAGCACCGAGACAGUGAAGGCUGAGAAGGACGUCCCUGGCGCCGGCUACCACGGACAGUUCCCAUAUUCCUGGGGCGGCUACACGGACAUUGACCUGGCUGUGGACGAGUCGGGCUUGUGGGUCAUCUACAGCACCGAGGAGGCCAAAGGUGCCAUCGUCCUCUCCAAGCUGAACCCCGAGAGUCUGGAACGUGAACAAACCUGGGAGACGAACAUCCGGAAGCAGUCAGUGGCCAACGCCUUCGUCAUCUGUGGCACCUUGUACACCGUCAGCAGCUACUCGUCACCUGAUGCCACUGUCAACUUUGCGUAUGACACAGGCACGGGGACCAGCAAGGCCCUGGCCAUCCCGUUCAAGAACCGCUACAGGUACAGCAGCAUGAUCGACUACAACCCCCUGGAGAGGAAGCUCUUCGCGUGGGACAACUUCAACAUGGUCACCUAUGACAUCAGGCUCUCCAAGAUGUGA
Messenger RNA from Miniopterus natalensis, 1485 nucleotides. RefSeq names its product myocilin (gene MYOC). NCBI's taxonomy places the organism in Eukaryota, Metazoa, Chordata, Mammalia, Chiroptera, Miniopteridae. The record is from RefSeq and is a predicted model, not a curated record. Gene Ontology annotation, biological process: osteoblast differentiation; signal transduction. Gene Ontology annotation, cellular component: Golgi apparatus.